Nannospalax galili (Upper Galilee mountains blind mole rat) is the source of this 989-nucleotide messenger RNA. RefSeq names its product intraflagellar transport 43 (gene Ift43). NCBI's taxonomy places the organism in Eukaryota, Metazoa, Chordata, Mammalia, Rodentia, Spalacidae. The record is from RefSeq and is a predicted model, not a curated record. Gene Ontology annotation, biological process: intraciliary retrograde transport. Gene Ontology annotation, cellular component: cilium; intraciliary transport particle A. The transcript has 9 exons. Bases 59 to 736 code for a protein of 225 amino acids.
AGGUGAAAGGUGGCACGCAGGCUCCAAGAUCCAUGGACGCUUGUGGAGGACCCUUUAAAUGCUGGCGAUGGAGGGCGGGGUCGUCGUCAGGGACGCGGCGGAGAUGCUUGGUCUCCAGGAAGUGACGCUAGUGGCCGCGGAGAUGGAAGAUUUACUGGACCUGGGAGAGGAGCGGCGCCGCAGCUUGGCCACCUCCGGGGCCAAGAUGGGUCGCCGUGCUCAACCGGAGUCAACACAGGCUGAAAAUUACAUCAGUAACAGAAAUUCCUCAUUGACUCAGACGGGAGAGGCUCCCCCUCCGAAACCACCUCGAAGACAGGGAGGCUGGGCUGAUGAUUCCAUGAAGAUAUCAAAAUUGGGAAAGAAACUUUCUGAAGAGAUAGAAGUUCAUCGCUUCAGACAGCACAGUCAGGCUGGCUCCAAUGAUGGAGAAGAUAUUCCUGUGAUUCCGGAUCUGGAAGAUGUACAGGAAGAAGACUUUGUUUUGCAGGUGGCAUCCCCUCCAAGUAUCCAGGUAAACCGUGUGAUGACCUACCGUGACCUGGACAAUGACCUCAUGAAGUACUCAGCUUUUCAGACCUUGGAUGGUGAGAUUGACUUGAAGCUCCUCACCAAAGUACUUGCGCCAGAGCAUGAAGUGCGAGAGGUAUGGUGCUCCUGCUCCCUGCCCUUAGCCCUCUGGAGCAAGCCGGCUCCCCAGCCUGGCCUGUGCAUCCCUGGAGCCAGGAUGACGUAGGCUGGGACUGGGGCCAUCUGUACACCGAGGUCUCCUCAGAGCUCCUCACUGAGUGGGACCUGCUGCAGACAGAGAAGGAAGACCCUGUGGGACCACCUAGACACACCUGAUCUAGGAACAAAUGCAAAGUCUAAAACCAAGGGAGCUUGCAAGCAGCUUAGAAUUUUUAAACAGAAUAUUUUGUAAUAAAAAUAUUUAUUUUCCGUAGACUAUGUUGAAAAACUCCAAGUCAAUAAAUGGCUUUACUCUGUGA